AUGAUAAGCGCGGAACCGGACGAGCCUCUCCAUGUGUUCGACCUGCCUCAGAUUCAUACCAAACCAUCCGGCACCGAAAUCCUUCGAGCCCUCGAUCUUCUAGCGAUUAAACCACGGAGUUUUGGCUUCAAAGCCCACGAAGCGGUGAAGGGCCGAACCGUUCAUCCGGCUGGCGUAACCCGUUAUCUAACAUCGAUCAUCUCUAGCCCGCUUUCAUGGCUAGAUACCGAUGAACUCCGGGAGGCAGUAUGGGAUGCCACAGCUGCUCGACUCAGCGAGCGGUCUGGUCGAACCGCAAUGCCUGCCAUGUCCCGUAUCUUUACAGUCCCCAGUCUCUCUGGAGAAGAGUUCACACUGACCCUGCAUGAACCAUCCUUGACUGCUGAUAAUCUGGGGAUGAAAACUUGGGUCUCUUCAUAUCUCCUCUCUCAACGGCUUCACUCGGUACUUGAAUCCACGCCGCCGCUCGUCCCGUCCACAUCAACGACUUACAAGGCCGAUCGAACUCUUCGGGUAUUGGAGUUGGGCUCCGGGACUGGACUUGUAGGACUCGCAUUUGCAGCCAUACACGGCAAGUCCGUCUCAGUUCAUCUCACCGAUCUUCCUGCCAUUGUUCCCAACCUUUCACAUAAUGUGGCCCUAAACGUGGAGCUGCUUACGAAUGCCACGGCACAAGUCACAACAGGUGUACUGGACUGGUCGACUCCGCCUGAGCCACUUCCAAAUCAAGAUCAAAAGUAUGAUCUUAUUCUGGCUGCCGAUCCCUUAUACUCGCCAAAGCAUCCAAAAUGGCUGGCGGAUACAAUCAGUCGCUGGCUCAGUCGUGGACUCGAUGCGCGCGUUGUCGCAGAAAUGCCGCUGCGUGAAGCAUAUCUUCCGCAGAUCGAAGAAUUUCGGCAGCGGAUGACAGAUAUUGGCCUGGCGGUGGUCGAUGAGGGAGAGGAGAUAGGGUACGAUGAUUGGGAGAAGGCGGAUGGGACAGCACUCGAAGUCCGGUGUUGGUGGUCAAUUUGGGGGUGGAGCGAGAAGCUCUAG
This is a messenger RNA of Aspergillus tanneri, 1035 nucleotides long. Its product is annotated as S-adenosylmethionine-dependent methyltransferase. NCBI's taxonomy places the organism in Eukaryota, Fungi, Ascomycota, Eurotiomycetes, Eurotiales, Aspergillaceae. Bases 1 to 1035 code for a protein of 344 amino acids. The transcript is spliced from 3 exons. The record is from RefSeq and is a predicted model, not a curated record.